This is a messenger RNA of Dryobates pubescens (Downy woodpecker), 706 nucleotides long. RefSeq names its product small integral membrane protein 8 (gene SMIM8). The transcript is spliced from 2 exons. NCBI's taxonomy places the organism in Eukaryota, Metazoa, Chordata, Aves, Piciformes, Picidae. The record is from RefSeq and is a predicted model, not a curated record. The coding region runs from base 18 to 296 and encodes 92 amino acids.
ACCCAGCGUUAAUUAAAAUGUCUUCCGCCAAAGCUCCAAAUGAAAAUGAAACGCCCAGAGAUAGAAAACCAGGACUGAAGAGUGUUCAAACAACUAUGCUCUUCCGAGCUGUGAACCCAGAGCUUUUCAUUAAACCUAACAAACCUGUGAUGGCAUUUGGACUCGUAGCAAUUAGCCUCUGUGUGGCCUACCUUGGUUAUUUGCAUGCAACAGCAGAGAAUAAAAAGGACCUCUAUGAAGCAAUCGACAGUGAGGGGUCCAGGUAUAUGAGAAGGAAAACUUCCAAGUGGGACUGAGAACAUAAGGAGAUCAGCAAAUCAGUGACAGAACUUUUCAGGGCAACUCCUGUUUUUUUCACCAUCCAUUGAAGCAGUGGCUAAAUGUCCCUCUUGCUGUUUAAUGCAAUUUGAGUUCCUUUAGAGAAUGCUUUGCCUGUAUGAAUAAAUUGCGAUUAAGAUACGUGCAAACAUGAAAGUGAGUUUAAGAAUUGUCUGCAAUCUCCACAGUGUGCCAGAAGACAGGAAAUUACCUCAGAUGUGCAGUCAAGGCUGUGCCUUAGAAAUUUGCAUUGUUCAGCUCGCUUCUCUCUUUGAUUAAGUGAAGAAAGAGGCUUCUCUCUUAUUUUUUGAGCAGAAGGCAUAAUGUAUUGUGUGUGAAAAUAAAAAGGUGAUGCCUUAAUCCCUGGAAAGCUCAUAAUUAACAGUGG